GGUGGGUGGUCUACAUGGCUGGCAGCCUGUUUGGAAGACUCUCCCUGGAGGAGGAGGAGGUGGAGGACUUUGUCAUGUCCCUGGAGGGCCUGGAACUCAGUGGGGAAGCCAUGCAGCAGGUUCUGGACACUCUGAGUGACAGCACCAGCUCCACCAUCGCCAAUGACCUGGACCUCAUCUUCCUCAAGGGCAUCAUGGAGAGCCCCGUGUUCCCGUCUCCCUGCUACCCUCAGGCCCAUGAGAACCUGGAGGAGUCCAGGCUGGAGGCGGUGAGUGACAACAACAUGGAGCUGGUGCAGGACAUCCUGAAGGAGCUCACUCCCCUCACACACAGGAACAAGGCUGCAGACGAACUGGCACGCAUACUGAAGGAGCCACACUUCCAGUCUCUCCUGGAAACCCAUGAUUCGGUGGCAUCCAAGACCUUUGAGACUCCUCCUCCCAGCCCCUGUUCCUUCAUGGACGCUGCCUUCAACACCCAGCCUGUUGCCCCAGACGCAGUCAGGAUGGUGGGCAUCCGCAAGGUGUCUGGAGAGCACCUGGGUGUGACGUUUCGGGUAGAGAGCGGAGAGCUGGUGAUCGCCCGCAUCCUCCACGGCGGGAUGAUCGACCAGCAGGGCCUCCUCCACGUUGGUGACAUUAUCAAGGAGGUGAACGCGAAAGAGGUGGGCAAUGACCCCAAGGUGCUCCAGCAGAUGCUGAAAGAGGCCAGCGGCAGUGUGGUGCUCAAGAUCCUCCCCAGCUACCAGGAGCCUCACACCCCACGCCAGGCGUAUGUGAAGUGUCACUUUGACUACGACCCGUCCCAUGACAACCUAAUCCCCUGUAAGGAGGCAGGCCUGGGCUUCAGUAGUGGAGACAUCCUGCAGCUUUUCAACCAGGAGGACCUCAACUGGUGGCAGGCAUGUCACCUAGUGGGGGGCAGUGCAGGCCUCAUCCCUAGCCAGCUACUGGAGGAGAAGAGGAAGGCUUUUGUCAAGAGAGAUCUGGAGCUGGUUACUACAGGUCCUCUUUGUUCUGGAAUGGGUGGGAAGAAGAAGAAAAAGAUGAUGUAUCUGACAACCAAAAAUGCAGAGUUUGAUCGGCACGAGCUGAGGAUCUACGAGGAGGUUGCCAAGGUUUCCCCGUUUCGCCGGAAGACGUUGGUUCUGAUUGGAGCACAGGGAGUGGGCCGCCGCAGUCUAAAAAACAAACUGUUGGUGUCAGACCCCCUGCGCUACGGGACCACCAUCCCCUUUACUUCGAGGAAACCCAAGGUGGAUGAGAAGGAUGGACAGAUGUAUUCGUUCAUGACUCGCACUGAGAUGGAUACGGACAUUAAGAACGGACGCUUCCUGGAGCACGGCGAGUACGACGGGAACCUCUACGGCACCAAGAUCAACUCCAUCCAUGCGGUGGUGGAUGCUGGAAAGAUCUGCAUCCUGGAUGUCAACCCACAGGCACUUAAGGUUCUGCGGACAUCAGAGUUCCUUCCCUACGUGGUGUUUAUUGAGGCUCCAGAUUACGAGGUCCUCAAAGCCAUGAAUAAGUCUGCCAAAGAAGCCGGAGUGAUGACUAAGCAGUUAACGGACUCUGAGCUGAAGAGGACAUUGGAUGAGAGUGAGAAGAUCCAGCGUGCCUACGGACAUUUCUUUGACCUGAACAUCAUCAACGACAGCCUAGAGGGGGCCUUCUGCGGCCUGAAGACGGCACUGGAGAGACUGAGCUCAGAGCAGCAGUGGGUUCCUGUCAGCUGGGUCUUCUAAAGGCCAAUCAAUCAGAGGUCAGGGCUAGAGGUCAGGAGGUCAGAAUAGGGGUCAAAGGUCUGAGGAGUUGGCAGGUUGAGUGGGACCAAUUAGGAGAGAGUAAAUUGUAAAAGAGGUUUAGUUCUGUUUCCCUUGUUUUGUAGGCUAAAAAUGAGCCUCAAAUUUGCAUCGUCCAAGUCAUGAAAACGUGGUCAUUUAAGAUAAAUGUGAAAUUGUAUACUCUACCAUAUGAUGGAUUUCAAUGUAUUUGAUGGCCAAGAAGAAGCAUGAAGCCGAAAAGUGAAAUCCGUUUCAUUAGAACUACAAAUCUUUCGGCAGCUCGCCAGGUCUACAAUUCUUUUUUUUUGCAUUAAAAAAAAAAAAGUACCGGCUGGCAAUGUUCAUUAACAAAAACAGCGUAAUCUAAUAUACAACACAUCAAACAGCCUGUAAGUAACGAGUUCUUCCUGUGAGAGUUAGCUACUGCGUGAUCUUUUUUGUCAGCCCACAUCCGGAAGACCCUGGAUAAAAAUGUGUUUUAAACACUUAUUUGAUAGUGAGGGACACAUUCAACCCGACAUAUCAUACGUUUUGUUCCUUGACAUUAUGGAUCUGCAUUUGUUGAUGGGAAAUGUUUUUUGUUGGUGAAACCCGAAUAGUUUACGUUUGUUUGAUGAAGGGAUCCAGGCUACAGUUCUUUCCACAACUUGGCAUCAAUAAAGAGUAAAAGUACAAAUGUUUCAUGUAAAUCUUAAUAGAAAUGCCUAUUAGCAGGACGAAACGAGUAAGUUCUCGGCUAGAGCAUGCAUGCUCCGGCAUGCUGUCAAAGCAGCAGGAGACGAAGUUCAAAAGGAGACUUUUCUACCUUUCUGCCAUGUGUCUUACUUCUUGAGCGUCAAAUAUUUUUAGAGAAGGCAUUGAUAUGACUAAAUCACGAAUAUGAAUAUGAUGUUAUGUCAUAAAUAUCUUAAAUCACAUUGUUUUCCUGAAUUUGAUUAUAAAGUCUUCAUUACCAUUCAAAAGAUCUGGGCCCGGUUUCCAAUAGUUUCCCAAUAGUAACUUAGGCAUGCGAGUGUUUUAACAUUUCUAUCGUUCCUACAACGGCCGAAUAUGUAACAUGCGUUUCCCAAAACACCACGCAGAGAGAAUGUUUGCUAAAUGCGUCGUUGGAGCGGGUGUCGAUACUGAUGGGGUCGAAAGAAAGGCAGUGCUGCUCUCGGAUCAGCUUUAGAUUUCCACAUAUGGCAGCAAAUAUUGAGGCUGCUUAUUCUAACACGUAUCCAAUAAUAAUGCACAAAAUUUGGCACAUCAUUGCACAUGUUGCUACACAUAAUGACAAAUAGUGAGGCCAAAAUUACAAAGAGUAGCUUAACCUAAAAUAUAACUGAUUGAACAUAAAAUGUAUUUCAGUAUGAUUGAAAUACUGUAUAUAGGUGUUAGUGUCGUCGUUGUGGAAAUGACCGGACCAAGGUGCAGCCUGGUUGGCGUACAUUUUCCUUUAUUUAUGUAAAUGUCGCCAACAAAACAAGAAACAAAGAAACGACCGUGAAGCUUACUAGGGCUAUAGUGCCACUAACAAAGAUAACUACCCACAAAAUACAAAGGAAAAAAGGCUGCCUAAGUAUGAUUCCCAAUCAGAGACAACGAUAGACAGCUGUCCCUGAUUGAGAAACAUACCCGGCCAAAACGUAGAAACAGAAAACCUAGAAAUAAAGAAACUAGAAUACCCAAAAUAAAGAAUAAAUGCCUCUCUAUGGCCAGGGCGUGACAAUAGGCCUAUUCAGCCUAUAUUAUUUAUCUUUUAAUGCAGUCAUCUUAGUUUUCAUUUGAAGCAUUGUUUGUCAUUUGCUUGGUUGUAACAAUUGCAAAGACAUUGGCCAACGUUGUAUUUGUAGUCGACUUUGUUGUGAAAUUAUCGGUGGUCACAGAGAGACAGCUAAACAUCUUAACUCUAUGUUUAGCGGAGAUCUCUGUAUGAGUGGGUGGUUAAGAUAGCGCCGACGAAGGGCGCCUCGCCUCGAGCUCUGAUUAAACAGGUUUCUACUUUU
This is a messenger RNA of Oncorhynchus nerka (sockeye salmon), 3772 nucleotides long. Its product is annotated as MAGUK p55 subfamily member 2-like. Gene Ontology annotation, molecular function: protein binding. The record is from RefSeq and is a predicted model, not a curated record. The transcript has 12 exons. Gene Ontology annotation, cellular component: cell-cell junction; plasma membrane. Bases 15 to 1745 code for a protein of 576 amino acids. NCBI's taxonomy places the organism in Eukaryota, Metazoa, Chordata, Actinopteri, Salmoniformes, Salmonidae.